GUUUUAAAUAAUUUGUGACAAAAAAUGGCUCGCGGACACCAAAAGAUUCAAUCGCAGAAAAAAAAUCAAGAAAAACAAGCGAAACUCAAGAAUAAAACUGACCACAAGAGCGCAGCAAAGGCAGCGUUGAUUCACACUUGCCCUGUGUGUCGAAGCCAAAUGCCGGAUCCAAAAACAUUCAAGCAGCAUUUCGAGAGCAAACAUCCCAAGUCACCUUUACCAGAAGUACUUAAAGACGCAUAAUAGAUAUCUUAUGAUAUGGUGGGGGUUUUAAUCAUAGAGAUUUAUUUCAAAACCAUAAAAAUAACAAAGGUACAAGAAGCUAUUGAAAUUUUAAUUUAUGAGAAAUUCUUCGAAUGCUGCGUUUUGUAAAUAUGUUUUCUAUUGUCAACUAUAUGUACAAACUACUGUGUAUUCCUUUUCAAUAAAAGCUUGUGUUUGAAAUAAAAUAUCGACAAAA
This is a messenger RNA of Ciona intestinalis (vase tunicate), 460 nucleotides long. The record is from RefSeq. Lineage: Eukaryota; Metazoa; Chordata; Ascidiacea; Phlebobranchia; Cionidae.